AUCACAUCACAAUCAAACAAUCAACCAUCCAUUUAUUCAAUCAAACAAUCAAACGAUCAAUCAUCACCUGCGACCGAUGAUGACGACAACGAUGACAAACCUGAAGCGUGUCCAGCCGUCACCAACAACUACCUUUUGCUUCUUACCUCUUUUCCCCAUCAACCAAACCAAACCAAACCAACC
Molecule: messenger RNA, 183 nt
Organism: Acytostelium subglobosum LB1
Lineage: Eukaryota; Evosea; Eumycetozoa; Acytosteliales; Acytosteliaceae
Exons: 1
Source: RefSeq, a predicted model, not a curated record